Molecule: messenger RNA, 333 nt
Organism: Protopolystoma xenopodis
Lineage: Eukaryota; Metazoa; Platyhelminthes; Monogenea; Polystomatidea; Polystomatidae
Source: the annotation of a GenBank genome assembly
AUGGGACUGUUUCCGCACCACCAGACGGCACGUGACGCGGACUACGCAUUGUCUGAGAGUCAUCCUGGCUGCCUCGCUGGCAGACUCCAGUCCAAGAUCCCUUCCUUCCUGCCCCCGGAAAGAGUCGAGUCUCGGGUCACAGCAAUUGAGACUUGCGACGCUGGUUGCAUUGGCGGUGCUGUUGAUGCGUUCAUGCCACCCACUUGGCCGUGCGACCAGAUGCAGAUUGAAUGGUCAUUUGUAUUCUCUGCAGACCGAGAAAACAAUCAGUCGCGUCUGCUUUUGCGGGGGGAUGUGUGCCAGGCAGUACACGCAAAACAGCUCGCAAAUUGA